Molecule: messenger RNA, 3471 nt
Organism: Sporisorium graminicola
Lineage: Eukaryota; Fungi; Basidiomycota; Ustilaginomycetes; Ustilaginales; Ustilaginaceae
Exons: 1
Coding region: 1-3471 (1156 amino acids)
Molecular function (GO): lipid binding
Source: RefSeq, a predicted model, not a curated record
AUGUCCAGCCACCAUCCCGGAGAGGGUUGGUCGGAACGCAACCCUGUCCCUACUGUUCAGCAGUACAGGGAGGAGCAGGAAGCACGUCUUCAGCAUCAGGAAGCUCUGCGACGUGAUACCGCUACCGCCAACAAUUCCAAGCUGGCUACCAGCGAGGCGGACGAAGCUGCUCCUCAUGUCAACAACUCUGCAGCUACUGCCUCUGGCGCUGCUCCUGCCAUCUCUGGCUCGCUCGACGGCCUGAGGCAGCGUCACAGCACUUCGACCACCGACCAGUCUGCUGGCGAAAAACCCAAGCCUGCCAAGCAGGACAAGGUCGACCAAGCCCCUGGAGGCGGUGCCGAGGAAAAGGAGCGUAUCAAAAAGGCCCAGGCGCCGAAAGGCAAGGCAAACGAAUUUGAACAGCAGGGCGAGCGCAUCGUCACCGACCCUACCACCGGUGGAGACGUCCAGAUCCGCGAUGCAGCCGAGAAUGCCAAGAUCAGCCCGGACAAGCUCGACUCGCGAUACGGUCCCGGCUUCUCCUCGCACAUCCCCAAGGAUCCCUCCAAGCAUCACUCGCUGCACACCUCGCCCUAUCCCGCCGAGCCCUCCAACGCCCUGCUUUACCGCUUUCCCGAACCUGUCAAGAGCGAUGUCAUUCAGGGCAUGCAAACCGCCUUCAACCAGCUCGCCAUCGGUCUCGGUGCAUCCCUUGCGCUGAUCUGGUUCUUCUUCGCCUUUGGCAAUGGCUGGUGGAAGUUUUUGCUUCGAACCACCAUCUUGGGAGCUGUCGGCUUCUGUGGUUGGACCGGUUUGCACCUCCAAUCGCGCAAGAUCGAGAAGGAGCAUGAGGCCAUCCGCGCCGAGAUGCACAAGCAGCGCGGUCAGAGCCUCUCGCCGCCCAUGCCUGAGAGUGUCGAGUGGCUCAACGCUGCCAUCGCCUGCGUCUGGAAGCAGAUCAACCCGGACAUGUUUGUGCCCAUGGCGGAUAUGGUGGAAGAUAUCAUGCAGCAGUCUCUGCCUGGAUUCGUGGAUGCCGUCAAGAUCGACGACAUUGGUAUUGGUGACAACCCGUUCCGUCUCGUCGCCAUGCGCGGUCUCUCGGACAUGAUGAGCGACAAGGAGUACCCGCGCGAGGAAUGGAUCCACCAGGGCAAGAAGGAUUCCGAGAAAAAUGGCGCUGACGCCAAAAAAGAGAAAAAGGAGGAGGUCAGCGAUGCCAAAAAGGAGCUCGAGGCUGCUGAAGAUGCCGACGGCGACGGCAUCCCUGACGAAGACGAGUCCGGCGACUUUCUCAACUACGAGAUCUCGUUCAGCUACUCGGCUCGUCCAGGCCAGUCGAACAAGGACCGAGCUAAAAACAUCCACCUCAUGAUUGAGUUCUUCAUCGGCGCCUACGACCUCUUCCAGAUCCCCCUCCCCAUUUGGAUCCAGAUCGAGCACAUCUCCGGCACCAUCCGUCUGCGCGCUCAGAUGGUGCAACAGCCCCCUUACAUCCGCAACCUAACCUUCACGCUCAUGGGUGUGCCCAAGGUCGAGAUCUCAGCCAUCCCCAUGCUCAAAGCCUUGCCUAACGUGUUGGACCUGCCGCUCAUCUCUGGCUUUGUCCAGUCGUCCAUCGCUGCUGCCGCCAACAUGUACGUCGCACCCAAGAGCAUGACGCUCAACAUGGCGCAGAUGCUGUCCGGAGACGGAAUCAAGAAGGACACGGACGCGGUGGGUGUGCUCGUCGUCGACAUCGAGUACGGCGAGGGCCUCAGUGCUCAGGACGCCAACGGCAAGAGCGACCCGUACGUUGUGCUCUCAUUUGCCAAAUUCGGACGCCCGAUGUACAGCUCCCGUAUCAUCUUUGAGGACCUCAACCCAGUGUGGAAGGAGACGGCCUUCUUGCUCGUGUCCAAGGACGACAUCCGCGCCAACGAGUCGCUGUCGAUCCAGCUGUGGGACUCGGACGCGCGCACCGCCGACGACAUUGUCGGUCGCGUCAACAAGCCUAUCAAGGAGCUCAUCCGCAACGCCAACCACCCACAGGACCGCAAGGACAAGCUGAUGGGCUUCGAGGAUGCCGACGACAUGCCCGGCGAGCUCAAAUGGAAGGUGGCCUUUUAUGAGAAGGCUGGAUUCAACAAGGCGCUCAUUCCGAAGAAGAACAAGGACGAACUGACUCAGGUCGAAAAGGAGACGCAGAGAGAAGCGUCGUCCAUCGACUCGGACGACGAGAAGAUCGCGCUCCACUGCCCUCCCGACCCGGAGUAUCCUUCGGGUAUCCUCAGCAUCAUUGUGCACCACAUUUCGGGGCUCGAGAACCGCGACGUCGAACGAGGUGUCAUGGGCAAGGAACGCGAAGGCACGCACGGUCAAGACGUCGAUGCCAAAGCGGGCGAGGGCAAGGCUCUGCCCAGUGGCUAUGUCGAGUUCAUCGUCAACGACGACAUUAUCUACAAGACGCGCGUCAAGCAGUACACCAACAUGCCGUUCUACGAAGCGGGCACCGAGACCUUUGUUCGCGACUGGACGCGCACCGAGGUGCGACUGGCGGUGCGCGACGCACGUCUGCGCGAACACGAUCCCAUCAUGGGCAUCGUCUCGAUGGACCUCACCGAGGUGUUCAGCGAGUCUUCGCAGGUGACGCAGUCGUUCUCGCUGCAGGACGGUGUCGGCUUCGGUAAGGUGCACUGCAGCCUGGUCUUCCGCAGCAUCAAGGCGCAGCUGCCCAAGAACCUGCUCGGCUGGGAUACCGCCACGGUCGAGCUGCUCUCCGAGAUCGAAAUUGAAGGCGACGAGAAGCUCAAGUCCAAGAAGAUCAAGGUCUCCACGGGCGACGACACACAGAAGAUCUACCCGGGCCAGGAAAUCGCCGAAGACGCCAAGGCUCUGGCACGCCUGCCCGUGUACGACCGCUACAGCUCGCUGCUUACAUUCGACCUGGGCAGCAGCGGCCUCUCGGUCGGCCCGCUGAAUGCCAAGCCGGACGCUGUCGCCGUCGCCGCGCUCUGCGACCUGGCCGAUGGCGAGAUCGUCGACCUCGAGCUUGACAUCAUGGCCGGAAGCAACCUGGGCACGCUCAAGCGCAACUACAUUAACGAGCAGACGCGCAAGACGCACAAGUUCGAAGUGGUGGGCAAGCUGCGUGUCAAGGUGCGCAUCGACGCGGGUCUGGAUGACGACCAUCUGCGGUUGGUGGAACGUACGACGGGUCGCAAGGACAAGCACGAGUUUGACGUGUACAACCGCUUGGAGGGCAUGCCCAACCGUGCGGUGGAGAACUCGCACGCCAACGACGACGGUGUGAUCGACAAGAAGGAGCAGAAGCAGAUCGACAGGAGUAAGCGGGAGGCGCUGCACUCCAGACACCGCGGCGCGAUGGGGUAUGGCCAGGCAAGGACGGCUGUGUGGGCCAAGGAUGGCAUCAGGGACAGGAUCCGAAGGGCCUCGGCCAAGAUCACGGGCAAGAAGGGUCGCGAUCAGACGAUCCAGUCGGAGGCCUGA